Molecule: messenger RNA, 519 nt
Organism: Porites lobata
Lineage: Eukaryota; Metazoa; Cnidaria; Anthozoa; Scleractinia; Poritidae
Source: the annotation of a GenBank genome assembly
UAUUGGAGAAGUCAUGCUGUGAGAAUAACAGUUUACCUUGAUGACGGGCUUGGUUCCGCCCGUGAUUUCGCUCGCUGCGAAGCUGCUUCAUUAUUUGUUAAGACUUCGCUUCAGCUUUCUGGUUUCCUGCCUAAUGACAGUAAAUCGAUUUGGCAACCAACUUCUUGUUUAGUCUGGUUGGGUUAUUGUAUUGAUUUAGCCGUUCAUACUAUUUCCAUUCCUUCGGUUAGGAUUCUCAGUGUCGUACAGGUUAUUGAUUCAAUUCGUUCUCAGUAUCCUUCUAGUACUGCCAGAAAAUUGGCUCAGUUUGUCGGUAAGGUUAUCUCUAUGGGUUUUGUCUUUGGUAACGUUACUCGUAUUAUGACAAGGUAUUCUCCUUUUGAUAUUUUAAGAAGCCCUACAUGGGACGAAAAAAUUUCCCUGUCGGGUUCAACUGUGAAGGAAUUAUAUUUUUGGAAAGAGAACAUUCCUUCCCUAAAUAGUAGGCGCCUCUUGUCUACACAGUUCCAUUAUUCCCGU